GACCCUAAAGAACUUACGUAUUUCGAUUAUAUACCUGUGGCUGUGGGGGAAGUUGAUUAUAUAGAUGGGUAGAUUUUUUGUGUAUAUAAGGGACACAAGUGUACGAGCUAGGAUAUAGGACUAAACUACAAACUUUCCUGAGAAAGCGAAGGCAGGCUUGUUAUAUACUAGAUUACCAGUGUUACAAGCCCACCGAUGAUCGAAAGCUCAGCACAGAGCUAUCCGGAAAAAUAAUCAGACGAAACAAGAACUUGGGCCUCGACGAGUUCAAGUUCUUGUUGAAAGUCAUUGUCGGCUCCGGCAUUGGUGAAGAAACUUAUGGGCCGAGAAUGGUGUUCCAUGCCCGCGAAGAUAGCCCUACGUACGAAGAUGGAAUUCUAGAGAUGGACGAGUUUUUCCACGAUAGCAUUGAUAAACUCUUGGCCAGAACCGGAGUUUCUCCUCAAGAUAUUCAUGUUCUUGUCGUCAAUGUUGCAUGUAUAACUACAAUCCCUUCGUUGGCUUCGAGAAUCAUCAAACGUUACAAGAUGAGGGAAGAUGUUAAGAUUUAUAAUCUCACUGGAAUGGGGUGCAGUGCAAGUCUUAUAUCUAUUAACAUUGUUGAGAGUAUCUUCAAGUGUCAAGAAAAUGUGAAUGCACUUGUCGUGGCCUCGGAGUCUUUGAGUCCGAACUGGUAUACUGGAAACGACAAGUCCAUGAUCCUUACAAACUGCCUGUUCAGGGCAGGCGGCGUGGCGAUACUUUUAACAAACAAAAAGAGUUUGAAAGACAGGGCAAUGUUCAAGUUGAAGUGUCUGGUUCGGACACACCAUGGUGCACGAGACGAGGCCUACACGAGUUGUAUACAAAUGGAGGAUGAGCAUGGACGAGUCGGAAUUAACCUCAGUAAGAAUCUCCCCAAGGCGGCCACUCGCGCAUUCAUAGAAAACCUCAGACUCAUAUCUCUGAAAAUAUUACCACUGAGGGAAAUUUUAAGGUACGCAUUGCUUUCAUUUGUGGGAAAAUUUGUGAUGAUAAACUUCAAGACGGGAGUGGAUCACUUCUGCCUACACACGGGGGGGAAGGCGGUGAUUGAUUCGAUUGGGAAGAGCCUGGGACUAAGUGAGUAUGAUCUGGAGCCGGCAAGAAUGACACUCCACAGGUUCGGUAAUACUUCAGCAAGCAGCAUUUGGUAUGUGUUAGGAUACAUGGAAGCGAAAAAAAGGUUUAAAAGAGGUGAGAAGGUAUUUAUGAUCAGUUUGGGGGCGGGGUUCAAGUGUAAUAGUUGUUUGUGGGAAGUUGUACGAGACUUGGAUGGUGAGAAUGGUAAUUGUUGGAAUGAAUGUGACAUUGAUAAAUACCCACCAACAAGUUUCUCUAAUCCCUUCAUGGACAAAUAUGGUUGGCUCAAUCACAAGGAUGAAACCACAUUCGAUCGUAAUGAUUUCGAAUAAUUUCGUAUCACCCUCUGAUGAUUAAGGUGUCGAUGUUUUCAUGAUCAGUUCUUCCUCCUCCAUUCAAAUAUCUGCACGAUUGAAUAGCCCAAGUGGUGGGUUUAUCCUUUGUUGUCCCGGAAAUCCGGAUUCGGAUACUCAUUUGUAAGGCAUAUAAGCCUAAAUUGUCAGAAAAAAAAUAUAUCUAUAUUGCCAUUUCUUAAUUGUGCUGCAGUUUGUUGUAACUUGUAAGAUAUUGAUUCUCGUUUGUUUUCA
Daucus carota subsp. sativus is the source of this 1688-nucleotide messenger RNA. RefSeq names its product 3-ketoacyl-CoA synthase 12. NCBI's taxonomy places the organism in Eukaryota, Viridiplantae, Streptophyta, Magnoliopsida, Apiales, Apiaceae. Gene Ontology annotation, biological process: fatty acid biosynthetic process. The transcript has 2 exons. Gene Ontology annotation, molecular function: acyltransferase activity, transferring groups other than amino-acyl groups. Gene Ontology annotation, cellular component: membrane. The record is from RefSeq and is a predicted model, not a curated record. Bases 330 to 1433 code for a protein of 367 amino acids.